This is a messenger RNA of Wickerhamiella sorbophila, 900 nucleotides long. RefSeq lists its product as hypothetical. The record is from RefSeq and is a predicted model, not a curated record. Lineage: Eukaryota; Fungi; Ascomycota; Dipodascomycetes; Dipodascales; Trichomonascaceae. The coding region runs from base 1 to 900 and encodes 299 amino acids. The transcript has a single exon.
AUGUUGUCUCGUGGGUUGAGAACAACAGGAAGGCGGUUCUACUCGGACAAGCCGGCGUUCAGUGUUGAGAGCUUCGUCAGCCGUAUUGAUGCACUCACGAAAAACCGCACGCCUAGCGGGAAGAAGAAGUGGGAAAUCUCCGGCAAGAAGGCAGACACCAACACCAACUACCGGCCCCGUCGUCCUCAGCAAAAUGGUGUGAAUGGCAAGCCAGCUCCGAAGAGAGCUCCCGGUCAGGACAACGCUACCAGGGCCACCCGCCCUCGGGCUCCUAUGACCCGGGGACCGAAGCCCAGUGCUGCUCCUGGUGCUGCCCCCAAACCGGUUGCGAUCGAAGCAAACCGUGCCGACUCGUUUGCCCAGCCGACAUUUACUGGAUUCACCGCAUCUCCUGCCGCUGCAAAGCCCUUGGCAAAGCGUCGCCCCCAGCCCUUCGACCGCCGUCGUGCCCGUAAGCCCAACAGUGGUCGCGCUCGGGUUGCUGGCCGCAGCAACGCCAACAAUGUUUCCCGUGCUACCAGAGCUGCAGAGCCUGAGCAAGGUGUUCUUUCUGGCUCCCAGGCCCUGAACCUUGUCUUGAAAAAUUCUGGAAGUGACUCUACUGGCUGCAUCGAAGUCGACCGCCUCGAUCUGCGGUCCAUUUCCUCGUCCUUGGUACCUUCCUCUGUUACUUAUAAUACCCGUGUGUGGUCUGUUUUGAAUAAAACUCGCGUUUCCGACAAGAACGUCGCAGAGCUUGUCGAGCGGGCCGUCCGCGGCACUCUCCAAGUGCCUAGCGAUGCCGACCAGUCAGUUGUCAACGCGCUGGCUGGCAAUCGGUACUUGAGUGCAGACACUCGGGCUUUCUUGAGCCAGGUUGCUUCUGGUAAAAUCACCCCAAAGCAAAUCUCUCAGCAAUAA